AUGGUAAAGUUACUGUACAAAGAUAUCAAGAAACAAUAUGACACAUCAACAGCUGGAAGGUCAAAAUCUCCUUGUACUUACAAGGCUUGUUUCUCAAAUGAAUUCUCAACCUUUUCCCACAAGAUCGUCUACAUGGAUUGGCAGGUUAAUGACCAAAGCAAUGCCAAUAAAGGUGCAACACCCGGCACUCACGCUAUGACUGCGCUUGAAAAUUCUGCUGUCGCAAUUGCAGACAAACUGCGUGUGGUUGAUGAUUAUCAAACACAUCACCGUCUUCGCGAAGCCACUGGACGAAAGCGUGCCGAACAGUUGAAUGAACGCGUUCUGUUGUGGAGUUUAGGACAGACAGCUCUUAUAGUCCUUAUUGGAAUUGCUCAGGUGAUUUUGCUGCGAUCGUUCUUUUCGGACAAGCGAACGAGGUAUUAG
Molecule: messenger RNA, 426 nt
Organism: Ostertagia ostertagi
Lineage: Eukaryota; Metazoa; Nematoda; Chromadorea; Rhabditida; Trichostrongylidae
Source: the annotation of a GenBank genome assembly